AUGAAGCAUAAUAAUCAACUUCCAAAUGUUCAUUUUCACAAGGAUUGGCAGUUAAGAGUUAAAACUUGGUUUGAUCAACCUGGACGUAAGAAAAGAAGAAGAUUAAAUCGUAUUCGUAAAGCUACUAAUAUUGCACCAAGACCAAUUCAACUUUUAAGACCAGCUGUUAGAUGUCCUACAGUUAGAUAUAAUACAAAAUUGAGAGCUGGCCGUGGAUUCACUCUUGAUGAACUUAAUGAAGCAGGGAUCCGUCGUAAGGAAGCUCUUACUCUUGGAAUUCCUGUAGAUCACAGACGUAAAAAUCGAUCAGUUGAAUCCCUUGCACUCAAUGUUCAACGUUUGAAGACAUAUAAAAGUAAACUUAUCAUCCUUCCAAAGAAAACUACACCAAAGAAAAAGACUGCUGAUGAUAUGGAGGUGGAUUCAGAAGAAACUAAACAACCCAAAGGAACUAUUUUGCCAAUUGAACAAAAAUGGGAUAAAUCUAAAGCACGUCCUAUUACAGAAGAAGAGAAAAAAUCCAGUGCAUAUGCUACUUUACGUAAAUUGAGAUCCGAUGCACGUCUUGUUGGUAUACGUGAAGCUCGUCGUAAAGCUAAAGAAGAAGAAGAAGCUAACAAAAAGAAAUAA
This is a messenger RNA of Entrophospora candida, 630 nucleotides long. The record is from the annotation of a GenBank genome assembly. NCBI's taxonomy places the organism in Eukaryota, Fungi, Glomeromycota, Glomeromycetes, Entrophosporales, Entrophosporaceae.